AUGGCGCCCCGCGGCGAAUAUCCGACGCACGCCACACUGCCUACCCGAGCGUGGCGUGCAGCGUGGCGUGUGUGGUCAGGUCCAGCUUUUGUGCAGGACGCCAAGGGGGUACGCAACCUGAAUACAACCAAAAAUGGGUAUGCACCAAAGCCGGGGUUCCGCCGCUCUCGCUGCGCUGUGUCUUGGCCCGAGACUGUGCAGUUUGGUUGGCGUGUUCUACCGCGUUGUGCGUCCUCUUCACUCUUCACUCUACCUCUUCACCCUUCACCCUGCCCUGAGUUGCCCCCUUUUCUGACCCACUCCAGUCUCCAGCUCUUUUUCACGACGGGUUCUGCGACGGGCGCCACCAUGUCUCUCUUUGGUGGAUUGGAUGAUGGAGUCGUGGAGUCUAUCCCCACUUUAAUCGACGAGGACCUGGAGGAUCUUUUCGCUGGGGGAGAAGAUUUGUUCGAGCUUCUGGACGAACGCGUCCCUCCAGCCCUCGUCAUUCCUCCCGCCCCAAUGAUCGCUGCUGCUCCUGUGGUGGCUCCUUCGACCCCUGCGAUCGAGAGUCGGGAACCGCCUGGCUAUACCGCACCCGUGUUCUUCCCGUUCGGCAAGCCAGAGCCAACUGCAUCUCAGCUCAAACUCUCUGGCGUUUCGUCCUUCAAGAAGAUCAACAGUCGGCUACUACAAGGGGGCGCGCUGAGUGAUCGAGAAGAGGCAGAUGCUAUCCGCGAGUUGGAGCGGGCUCUAGGUGUAUUGGGACACCAGAAACGUUUUCUCAGAGAGCACAAGGCCGGAUUGGAGAAAUGGGCCUCUGCCGUGUACGGGUUAAACCUCUCGUCAGGAGCCUUCGCUGCGGUGGGGGCUAUUCCAGCGGCUGCGGGAGACGAAGAAAGACAAGACUCGCGAGGACCUAUGGGGGCGGGGAGAGCUCGACUGCGUGAAGUUCGCGUUAGCGUAAAGUGCAAGGGGGCCAAGCGACGAGCGGAGAAACAGCUUGUUGCGCACGUAAACCAAAAAUGGGCACCGAGCCAUGAUCACUCCAAGAAUGUAAAAAAACGGUCAUCCGGCAGACCAGAGGUCGACAAGCCAACCAAGCGAAGCAAACCCCCCGCUCCCAAAGCAGACCUAGCCGUCGUCGUGGGGACAAGCUCAAUAACGAGUGUUUCGGAGGGAGUUAUUGACGAACCGGUGGACAAGAAGAACGAUGGAAUAUCCGACGUGGCGGACGGCCAGGUUUGGUUGGAAGAUUCGGACUACGUAUCCCCUACCUCCGGGAAACAGCCGCCAUCACAAGAUACAACCCAUGAAGCAGAGGACCGCCUGGGACGAAAUGCGGUCAUUUCGCUGCGCUCGUCGGAGCCGGCAGCGAAGGCAACGUUUGAUACCGGCGUUCGAGGCGACCGAGGCGAGGAUGACGCAGAAGUCCUAAGACAGCGCCUGGUAAGGGCACUUGUUGUCCCUAGUGUGGAGGAAAGCGUUCAUACAAGCGACGCGCGAUCCAAACCAGACGUUACAGCUGCUCGGAGAAAGCCCGCAAGCGCGGGUGCGCUCGAUCUCCUAGAUGUGACGCAGUUGAAUUUUGCGCAGCGGGUUCUCGUACAGCUCCAUGGUGUGGGUCUCAUCAAAAUCCUUGGUCAGGCCACGUCUGGAAACCACGUAUCUGGGUCUCGAAAGCUGAUACGCGCGAAUGCCUCGUAGUCCUCGGGGCUCCUCCGGCUUUUUCUGGGCUGCGAGCAACAACGUGCUUCUGACGAUCGGUUUGUCAUGUGGUGGAGACAACAAUCACUACAGAUGUCAUACCAGUGUAUGUUCGUUUAUGACCGCUUGAAAACAACGACAGCAGUGAGCGAGUGACUGAGAUUGCUUGAGCAACGGGGCUCACGACAUCGUGGUUCACGUGCCUUGUCUCUUCGUGCAGAGGUAGAGCGUGUAAGCAUGCUCUGUCUAUGUUGUUAUCAGUUUUCAGCCAAGGAGUCUCGCUGUUUUAUUGUUGUUUCGCACUGACUGGUAACCCGUAAACCUACUCUGGCUGUCUGUUUGGUCGCUUGACUUUUUUAUUGUCCCCCGGUCUUGAAUAAUAAGAACGACAAUUCCAAUCCGUUUAGGAUCCGUUUAGGGUUGGUUUCAGCUACGGAAAAAAAAAAACGCAUACUAC
Molecule: messenger RNA, 2143 nt
Organism: Ectocarpus siliculosus
Lineage: Eukaryota; Phaeophyceae; Ectocarpales; Ectocarpaceae
Source: the annotation of a GenBank genome assembly